Drosophila hydei is the source of this 1367-nucleotide messenger RNA. It is a transcript of the gene Pp1-87B, whose product is annotated as serine/threonine-protein phosphatase alpha-2 isoform. Gene Ontology annotation, cellular component: nucleus; cytoplasm. Lineage: Eukaryota; Metazoa; Arthropoda; Insecta; Diptera; Drosophilidae. The record is from RefSeq and is a predicted model, not a curated record. Bases 202 to 1110 code for a protein of 302 amino acids. Gene Ontology annotation, molecular function: protein serine/threonine phosphatase activity. The transcript has 2 exons.
UAUAAAAAGUGUGACUAACUGCCCAUUUCACUUCCUCCUGUUUUUUUUUUGUGAAAUGUGGGCACACUGGAGAAAUUUUCUUGUAGUAGCUGUGCUGUGAAAAAUAUUUAUAGUGAAAAAUAUACAUCAAAGCUACUUGCCAUUCUUCGGUGGAAAAUUUUCGCACAGUAAUUGCGCAGCAAAAAAAAACAAUACAGAAACAUGGGCGAUGUUAUGAAUAUCGACAGCAUCAUAUCAAGACUUCUGGAAGUGCGUGGGGCACGGCCAGGCAAAAAUGUUCAGCUCUCCGAGAGCGAAAUUCGUGGCCUCUGUCUGAAGUCGCGAGAGAUUUUUCUUUCGCAGCCCAUACUCUUGGAGCUGGAAGCACCAUUGAAGAUUUGCGGAGACAUACAUGGCCAAUAUUAUGAUUUGUUGCGCUUAUUUGAGUACGGUGGAUUUCCUCCGGAAUCAAAUUACCUGUUCUUGGGUGACUACGUAGAUCGUGGCAAACAGUCGCUGGAAACCAUCUGCUUGCUGCUCGCCUAUAAAAUCAAAUACUCUGAGAACUUCUUUUUGCUACGCGGUAACCAUGAAUGUGCCAGCAUAAACCGUAUCUAUGGAUUUUAUGACGAGUGCAAGCGUCGCUACACCAUCAAAUUAUGGAAGACGUUCACUGACUGCUUUAACUGUUUGCCAGUUGCAGCCAUAGUAGAUGAGAAGAUAUUCUGUUGCCAUGGCGGUCUCAGUCCAGACCUUACGUCGAUGGAGCAAAUUCGGCGCAUCAUGCGUCCCACCGAUGUGCCAGAUCAGGGCUUACUGUGUGAUUUGCUGUGGUCCGAUCCGGACAAGGAUACCAUGGGAUGGGGCGAAAAUGAUCGUGGCGUUAGUUUCACUUUUGGCGCCGAGGUUGUGGCCAAAUUUUUAGAGAAGCACGAGUUCGAUCUCAUUUGCCGCGCCCAUCAGGUCGUCGAGGAUGGCUAUGAGUUCUUCGCAAAGCGCCAACUUGUUACACUCUUCUCGGCACCCAAUUACUGUGGCGAAUUUGACAAUGCUGGUGCAAUGAUGUCUGUGGAUGACUCCCUAAUGUGCUCAUUCCAGAUAUUGAAACCGGCAGACAAGCGUAAAAAGUAAUAUCACUAAUAAUCUUCGUACACACACAACACACAAUUUUCUAUACAAAGCAUGCAACAAAAACCAAUAAGAAGUUAUAUGAUUCAACCAGGGGCAAAUCUAAUUUAACAUACCUAGCAACGACUAUGCGGCCAGAGGGAAGAACUGAACGCUUUGCGUCGAGUAAAACAAUAUUAAAACGAAAACAAACAAAUUUACCCAAUCCUGGACAACAUAUGAUCUUUAAAGAAAUAAAGAGAUUUGCUUCAAUUACAAAA